AACUAGGGUCUGAUUGAAUUGUCUAGAUCAGGGUCGUCUGAUUUAACGUUCUUGCCCUAAGGCGAUCCUCGGGGCAACAAGAAGCCGACUGCACCGCAACUUCUUUCUCAGAAUCGAACAACAAAUCGUGUCUGUUGUUGUUCGAUUCUAUCAUCCUUCGCGGAAAAUUGAUUCGUUGAUCUCAUUCGACUCAUUGGACAACAAAUUCAAGAUGGAUGGUUCGGACGCUGCUGCUGACAGCCAGAAGACGCGCGAAGCCAAGAGGAAGUUGCAGCUUCGUGAAGCCCAGAGACGCUUGCGACAACGUAAAAUGGACGCUCUGAAGGAUGCGACCAGCGAAAUUGAAAUUCUUCGCAAACAGCUCGCGGAGGCCCAAGAAACUAUUGCUCGCUUGAGUUCUCAAAAUGGUUCGCCCGAUACAAAUGAUAUGGUUACUCCUGGUAUCACAUCACAUCAGACCAGUGCAGGAUUUCAGCACACCUUGGGAAGCACACAUGCAUUGGAUGGUCAGGUCAAUUUCAAUGGGUACACAUUGGGAAACAACGGUCUCGAGAGAUCAUUGUCACCCUUGUCUCCUGAUACCCUGGAGGGCUUCUUUCCUGGGGCGUCGAAUGAUCUGCUGUCCUUAGACACACCGGAUGCAUUUUCUUUCCCGCAACUCAACAACAUGCAAAGGCACACUCCGGUUCGUAACUCUAUGUCUGGAAUCUCUGCUCAUGAGGCCGGUCAGGUUUGGCCGCUAGCCGACAACGUGAUGAGCGAGGUCGGACUUGGCUAUGUCGCGUACAUGCCACUGUCAGCCUAUGCGGAUUCGCCAGAAAGCCCACCUGCACAGCUUGUUCGACAGCCUUCUCCUCCACCAGUACAGACUCCUAUCCGUGGACCGACUUUUGCAAAGAGGCUCUGGCGACGUUGCGCGGAGAUGACACUGCGUGUGCUUACAGAUACCAAAAAGCAUCAAGCUCUCAUCGAGAGAGCCUUCGGAGCCUAUUUUGGUCACUUCUCGCCCGCAGUCGUCAGUAAAGCCUUGACCUUGGCUCUGCGAAAGGAUGAGUUUGGUCAAUUGGAGUACCACAACUAUCCUAAAUUCCACUUUGCAUCACGUGCGCAAGCGGUGCAAAGCCCAGGCCAUGGACAGUCGGACCAGGACGAUGACCCCUACAUGACCCCUCGCGACAUUGAGAACUACUUCGUCUGGAAUGGCCAGUUGAGACAAUCGCUAGACUCCAAGGGCAAUCUUGUGACCUCACCUUGCCAUUUCGAUUUCCAGGGCAAGCGAUGGAUUCUCGAAGAGAACCGACUCAUUCACAUACUCAUGCAAUUCUCUGUCUGCCUCGGUCAGGGUCCUGCUAUCUUGGCAUCGCAAGUCGUCAUUGCGGCCUUCCAGAGCAUGCAAAGAGUCUCUAUUAACAUGUGAAGCUCGCACGUGACGCACUGGGCGACGCUGGCGACCACCGCGAAACAAUACCCCGCACUAGUCUGAACCGCGAUACAGGUCGUGUCUGAGUACGAGAGCUAUGCGGUGAUCGAGUAAGAGAGAUUGGGUCUAUCGAAUAUGCUACCUGAGAGAAGCCACGACACUGGAUUUCCGACGCUACUGUGCCCCCUUGUCCUGGAAACUCAGCUGCUGGUCGAUUGCCUCUUUGAACGUUUGUUUCCAUGGAGUCCACUC
Molecule: messenger RNA, 1672 nt
Organism: Aureobasidium subglaciale EXF-2481
Lineage: Eukaryota; Fungi; Ascomycota; Dothideomycetes; Dothideales; Saccotheciaceae
Exons: 2
Coding region: 212-1417 (401 amino acids)
Biological process (GO): regulation of DNA-templated transcription
Molecular function (GO): DNA-binding transcription factor activity
Source: RefSeq, a predicted model, not a curated record